This is a messenger RNA of Vidua chalybeata, 870 nucleotides long. It is a transcript of the gene TMEM221, whose product is annotated as transmembrane protein 221. Lineage: Eukaryota; Metazoa; Chordata; Aves; Passeriformes; Viduidae. The record is from RefSeq and is a predicted model, not a curated record. The transcript has 4 exons. Bases 1 to 870 code for a protein of 289 amino acids.
AUGCCCUCCGCGUACCCGCAGCGAGCCCUGACGGUGCUGCUGCUCUUCGGGACCUUGUCCGCUGCCAUGGCCCUGCUCUCCUCCAGCCUCAUCUUCCAGCUCCCGUCGGGCCGGGCCGCUCCCGGUGCCGCCCCCGGUGCCGCCGGCGGUCGCGGGGCGCUCCCGGAGCCGGUGGCCGCCGCUCUGCUGCCGGUAUCGGCCGUGCUGGCCGCGCUCUGCCUGGUGCUCAACGUGAGCUGCCUCCUGCUCUGCCUCCUCCACGGCUACUUCAGCACCGAGCUGUGCCGGGGGCAGGCCGGGCCCGAGCGGGCAGACUGGUUCCUCCUGGACAGCCGGAGCGUCCGGCACGCAGCCAUCGGCCUCUUCUGCUGCGGGGUCUGCCUCUACCUCACAGCUCUGGCCCUUUUCAUGCUGCUGCUGUUGGAGCUGGAGGCUGCCAUCGCCAGCUCCUGCAUCCUGACCUCUGGAAUCCUCGUCCUGCUCAUCUCCGUGCUCCACGCGCUGCUCCGCGCUUCCCACAUUUCCCGGAUUUCCCGGAUUUCCCGAGGCUCGGAGCCUGCCCAAGCCCUGUACGAGAACGACUCCGCCCAGCCCGGGCACGGCAGCGACCUCAAGGGGAACCGCCCUGAAAUCCCCAGGGAAUUCUCCUUCCCACCUUCCCUGGAGCGCAAAUCCCAGCCGGGCUCCGCCUCCAGCAGCAAGCGGAGCUCGGCUGGGAGCGCCAGGAGCGAGGAAAUCCCCAGGGAAUUCCAUCUCCCCUGGUCCCGCACGCACAGGACCCUGGACUCGGGGCUGCUCCAGGAGCAGGGAAAACCUUGGAAUGCCAUCACCAGGAACACCAUGUCCCACAAGGACUCCACCCUGGUGUGA